AUGUUCUACAAGCCGUUCAUAUUUGUCGUCGAUGUUGUCCACGACCGUGUCCUCUCAAAAGCCGACUGGCGAAGCGAAGAGCUCCCAGUCGAUGGUAGUUCUGGGAGUUCGCUUGGUGAACUUCGCGGCUUUUUCUGCUCUCUGUGUGAAAGAAAAUCUUCCUCUAAGAAGGCGAUUAUCCGAUCCCGUAUAAAACUUUGGUACAACAGCGACAUCCGUCCGGCAAAAUCUUUCACUGACGAUGACGUGGUCAAUUUCAUUAUGAUACCCUCCAUCGGGUGA
Molecule: messenger RNA, 282 nt
Organism: Necator americanus (New World hookworm)
Lineage: Eukaryota; Metazoa; Nematoda; Chromadorea; Rhabditida; Ancylostomatidae
Exons: 1
Coding region: 1-282 (93 amino acids)
Source: RefSeq, a predicted model, not a curated record